This is a messenger RNA of Gymnodraco acuticeps, 1124 nucleotides long. RefSeq names its product microfibril associated protein 2 (gene mfap2). The coding region runs from base 131 to 415 and encodes 94 amino acids. The transcript has 5 exons. Gene Ontology annotation, cellular component: microfibril. Gene Ontology annotation, biological process: embryonic eye morphogenesis. The record is from RefSeq and is a predicted model, not a curated record. Lineage: Eukaryota; Metazoa; Chordata; Actinopteri; Perciformes; Bathydraconidae.
GAGACUCCAGAUGCGGGGUGGUACAAUGUGGCGAGUCCUCCUGCACUCACAGGACGCAUGAGAGCUGAGGAUAGUCGGAGCAAACUGAAGCAAAGUUGGGGUUAAAGUCAGUCUACCUCCCAGAGUGACCAUGAGAGUCCUCCUACUCAUCUGCAUGCCAGCCCUGCUGCUCGCCCAGGCUCAGUACCAGGAACCCUUUCCUUUUCUGGGUGAGUUCAUUAUUUUGUUUCCAUUAAGCUUGCGACGGGUGUACGUCAUCAACAAAGAGGUUUGCGUGAGGACUGUGUGUGCACAUGAAGAGCUGCUCAGAGCGGACAUGUGUCGUGAUCAGUUCUCUCGCUGCGGCGUGGCGGCGCUGAGCGGUCAGUGCUCAUCGAUAGGAGGAAGCUGCGGGAAGAGCUGCGGUGGCUGCUGAUGGAUUCAGAGAUCAGGGACACUACCUGCCCAGAUACUGCCACUUCUUCUUCAACCCCUCCUUAUCCUCUUCCUGCUCCCACUUUCUCCUGACUUUACCUUCUGACUCUUUCCUGUAGGCCUACCAAUUAUUACUCCUGUGCGAAAAGCACUUUUGUGUUGUGUUUAUCUUUGUCUUUUACUAUGUAUGUCUGCCCAGUAGAUCCUGUGUGUAUGGAUGAAUAUACUCCAAAGAACAUUGAUGAUUGUAUAAACCGCUGGUGCUAUAACAUCACACUGGUGCUAUAAAAAUGAAUAGAGAUGCACAUAAGACUGCGGAACAUCUUAUUUCUAUUUGUUUUUGUCAUAUUGUACCGUAUUAAUCUCAUGCUUUGUGUUUGUUGGUAUGUUACUGUACUUGUGUUGAAAAGUAGUCUCAUGAUGAGCAACCCAUCAGUGUCCCCUGUGCACUGACAUCAGAAAAACUAAUGAAUAUCCAGCCAUGGUAGAUCGUGAGAUGCGUGGUGAGAGACCUCAGUGUUUGUACUACUGCCACCUGGAUCUGUGCUUAGCAACCGAGCAGCAAGCUUACAUAAAAAAAAUACUUCAGUGGCAACAAGUGCGUUCAAAAGGCAUCUCACAAACGGCCUCUGUACUACUGCUUUGUAAAACUGUCAGAAAACUGUCACUAUAAAGACUGAGAAAAAAAAUAAACUUUUUUUUACUACAUC